Molecule: messenger RNA, 803 nt
Organism: Amaranthus tricolor (Joseph's coat)
Lineage: Eukaryota; Viridiplantae; Streptophyta; Magnoliopsida; Caryophyllales; Amaranthaceae
Product: organelle RRM domain-containing protein 2, mitochondrial
Exons: 3
Coding region: 102-533 (143 amino acids)
Molecular function (GO): RNA binding
Source: RefSeq, a predicted model, not a curated record
AUCUCACAUCCUAAAAUCCUAAAACCCUAAAACCCUACCCUUGCAAGUGCUAGUUCUAUUGCAUUUCUCUGCUAUUCUCCUGUGAUUCCAACAAUCUGACAAUGGCAUUGGCCAACAAUCUUCGCAGGGUUUUCAAUGGAGCUUCUUCUGUUUCCCCAAUUCUGCAAUCGCAGCUUUCUUCCAUUCGCCUCAACUCAACUCUUACUUCUCCCAAGCUCUUCGUUAGCGGUCUUUCAAAAUUUACUAAUGAUGAAAAGCUCAAGGAAGCAUUUGCUCCCUUUGGACAGCUUCUUGAAGCAAGAGUCAUUAUAGAUAGACCUACAGGAAUAUCAAAAGGAUUUGGUUUUGUAACAUAUGCCAGUAUAGAAGAAGCCAAUAAGGCCCGUGAAGAAAUGAACGCCAAGUUCUUAGAUGGAUGGGUUAUCUUCGUUGAUCCUGCCAAGCCCAGGGAUCCUAGACCACCAUCUCAAUUUGAGUCACAACCACAACAUGCUGGUUUUUCUGUUAACAAGACCGUUGGAUGGAGCAGGUGAAAGUGCGGAACAUGCUCCUACUGUUGAUUAGUGAUUCAUUUGAAGUGUACACGACAACGUAUGCUCGGUCAAUUUAUAGUGUACCCGUUGGUGAGUAAGAUUGAAACUUUCCCCCCUUAAAUUCUUGUAAACGAUAGACUUGGUUUAGAUGUAAGAUUGAAACUCCCAUCCCAAAAAUUUAGGUAAUUUGAGCACUUCUAACUUAUAUCACUUAUCAUAUGUAUUGGCUACUUUAUUGAUUUUAGUUCUACAAAACCCUUUGUGGAAUAA